AUGGUGCGUGAGCUGCCGCGCAAGGGGCAGGGCGCAACGCAGGCGUACACCGUCGCCGCAAAGGAAGAGGGCAAGAGUGACUGGGCGCCCAUCCGCAUCGCGGUGUCCACAGAGGAUUUGAAGGACGCCGACAAGUUCUGCACCAAAGAAAAUGAAGCAAAGCCGGGCUUCAGGGGAAAGAAUUCAUCGCGCACGAAGGAUGAUGUUUUGACCUCGGAGAUGAUAAAAACCAUUGUGGAUGAGAUUAUUCCUGUGGCCGUCAAACUGCACGCGGAACGUUUGCUCGUUCAGCGCGUGAAGACUCCGUUUGUUGUGUUGCCGUUCGCAAAGAAGCAGGGGAACUGCCAAUACUUCAAGGUCCCCGAAGCGCAUCAGAAGACGGCGGGAAUGACAGGCGCGGACAUGGUGCUCUACGUGGCCGCCGGGUUGAACUACGGGAUAUGGGCUACCACGUGUGAACCUACGCGAGGCUGCGGCUGGUGCUCCACAGGCGGCUGUAGUCGCUGGGGCAAUUCCACGACCCACGCGUCUGGCGUGCAGCAUCAAACCAUCGAUGUGCUCAUGCCCCUUUGGGGGUAG
Messenger RNA from Trypanosoma rangeli, 579 nucleotides. Its product is annotated as surface protease GP63. Gene Ontology annotation, biological process: cell adhesion; proteolysis. The record is from RefSeq and is a predicted model, not a curated record. Lineage: Eukaryota; Euglenozoa; Kinetoplastea; Trypanosomatida; Trypanosomatidae. The transcript has a single exon. Gene Ontology annotation, cellular component: membrane. The coding region runs from base 1 to 579 and encodes 192 amino acids. Gene Ontology annotation, molecular function: metalloendopeptidase activity.